This is a messenger RNA of Sitophilus oryzae (rice weevil), 1341 nucleotides long. Its product is annotated as glyceraldehyde-3-phosphate dehydrogenase-like. Bases 241 to 1293 code for a protein of 350 amino acids. Gene Ontology annotation, biological process: glucose metabolic process. The record is from RefSeq and is a predicted model, not a curated record. NCBI's taxonomy places the organism in Eukaryota, Metazoa, Arthropoda, Insecta, Coleoptera, Curculionidae. Gene Ontology annotation, molecular function: NAD binding; NADP binding; oxidoreductase activity, acting on the aldehyde or oxo group of donors, NAD or NADP as acceptor. The transcript is spliced from 6 exons.
GUGCGACACCAUGCGCCAAAAAUUCAUAUUUCUAGUUAUUAUAGAUCUCUAAUUGAUGACUUUAAUUAUCGCUCUAAUUUGAAUAAUAAAGGAAAAUAAUCCAUCACUCUUCAUCACUAAACAUAUCAAAAAGACAAAUGUUGACACUUAUUGAGUCAAAAUUUGACAAUAAAGUGUAGUUAUGUCCCCCUUAUUUUAAUUUUGAGUAAAUGUUUUAAAGGUUUAAAUUUUAUUUUUAAUAUGGCUAAAGUAGGUAUUAACGGCUUUGGAAGAACAGGAAGGUUAUUAUUGCGAGCAAUGAUUCAACGAGUUCCUGACAAAGUUGUACCUAGUGGCAUCAACAAUCCUGAAUCCGAUUCUGCUGAGUAUAUAGCAUAUAUAUUUAAACACGAUUCUACGCAUGGUAGAUUUUAUGGCGAAGUGUGUUAUGAUGAAAAGCAUUUGAUAGUUAACAAAAUAAAAAUACCAAUAUUUAAAGAAACUGAUGCUAAAAAUAUUCCUUGGGACAAAGCAGGCGUUGAAUAUGUAGCAGAAUGUAGUGGUAGAUAUACAACUGUAGAAAACGCGAAAUCUUUUCUUAAGGGAUCAGUUAAAAAAGUUGUAAUAUCCGCGUCUUCCUCCGAUGCCCCCAUGUAUGUCUUAGGUGUCAACAACACCAGCUAUAACCCAAAAGAUAAAGUAGUUUCGAUGGCGUCCUGUACUACAAACUGUUUAGCACCGCUUGCGAAAGUAGUUCAUGACAAAUUUGGUAUACGAGAAGGUCUUAUGACUACGGUGCAUUCGGCCACUGAGAACCAACAUAUUUUGGAUGGGUUUUCGAUCAACUCGUGGCGAGAUAGUAGAGCGGCUAUUUCGAAUAUUAUCCCGGCGUCUACAGGGGUAGCCAAGGCAAUUGGUAAAGUGAUACCAGAUCUUAAUGGGAAAUUAACAGGAAUGGCAUUUCGAGUUCCAACGCCUACUGUGUCAGUAGUUGAUUUGACGGCCAGAAUAUGCAAAGCUGCUAAAUUAAGCGAGAUAAACGAAGAAAUAAAAAAUGCUUCUAAAUACUCUCUCAGUGGAAUUCUCUGUUAUACCGAAGAAAAAGUCGUAUCAACAGAUUUUAUUGGGUGUAGCUGUUCGUCGAUUUAUGAUGCUACAGCAAGUAUUCAACUGAACGAGAACUUUGUAAAACUAAUUUCAUGGUAUGAUAACGAGUACGGGUAUGCAAGUCGCUUGGCCGAAUUUUUGGCAUUCAUACAUGAAAAAGAUCAAGAGGCGGCAUGUGCCGAAAAAAAACAGCCAAAAUGUAAUUAAUAUUAAUUAUUAAAAGAAAAGCAAAAAAUAAAUUAUAUUUUUAAAAUU